CUUCAGUUGAGUGGACGGGAAGUCGAAAGACGAAGUGUUGAUUUGUGAGACUAAAAAUCAGACAGCUGUCCAUCAGCUGGCAGUGCUCUCUGCCAUAUUAUUCUUAUCAGAACUCUUAUCGACACCAAAAUCUCAACUCCGCACAAUCGGCGCCAAGCCUUCCCAACUUACAGCGCUCCAAUCGAGUCCAAUGGGCCAAUGGGGUCGCCAAUGCGGCGUCAAUUGGGGUAGAAUCCCCACCCCGCAUGGCCGUGGCCCGUGCUCCGUCCUGAGCUUGCCGCAAAAAUUUCGAAAAAACUUGUCCAGGGCAAAAGUGGCAGAGCAAAAAAAUAUCCAAACACAGCGACCUUCUGAUUCCCGGAGACCCAAGACUGAGUUCAUGCACCGGUGGCAUUGAACGACGCCCAAUUGCGCACAACACACGAAUCCCAGCGCACCGGUUACACAGUCGCCCUUUUAUACAGAGUCAUCAUCCGACAUCAUAAACAAGAUGGCCAACGUCAACUAUCUCUUGUUCGAAAGCGCGGUCGGCUUCUCGCUCUUCGAGGUCGUCCACCAGGCCGACACUGUCGGCUUGGAGCUGCCCGAGGUCAAGGAUGCCAUGAAGGAUCUCGACAAGUUCGGCAAGAUGGUGAAGCUCCGCAGCUUCAACCCUUGGAACUCUGCCGCCCAUGGUCUCGAGGCCAUCAACCUCAUCUCCGAGGGUAUCAUGCCCGACCACCUCAAGAACACCCUCGAACUCAACCUCCCCCAAACCAGCGGAAAGAAGAGCAAGAUCGUCCUCGGUGUCGUCGACAAGAGGCUCGCUGGUGAGAUCAGCGGAAUGUUCCCCGGUAUUCAGUGCGAGUCUGCCGAUACCUCCGAGGUCGUCGCUGCCCUCCUUCGCGGCAUCCGCACCCACGCCGGCAAGCUCCUCAAGGGCCUCCAGGACGGUGACAUCAACCGCGCCCAGCUCGGUCUCGGUCACGCCUACUCCCGCGCCAAGGUCAAGUUCUCCGUCCACAAGAACGACAACCACAUCAUCCAGGGUAUCGCUACCCUCGAUGCUCUCGACAAGGGUAUUAACUCCGGCGCUAUGCGCGUGAGGGAGUGGUACGGCUGGCACUUCCCCGAGCUCAUCCGCAUCGUCUCCGACAACGGCACCUACGCCAAGGUCGUCAUCGCUGUCGGCAACAAGAAGUCUCUCAGCGACGAGUCCCUCGACGAGCUUGCCAACGUCCUCAACCAGGACGAGGACAAGGCCAAGGCCAUCAUCCAGGCCGCCAAGGUCUCCAUGGGUCAGGACAUCAGCGAGAUGGAUCUCAACAUGGUCAAGGACCUCGCGGACAACGUCGCCAAGAUGGCCGACUACCGCCGCAUCCUCGCCGAGUCGCUCGACAAGAAGAUGGGUGAGGUCGCUCCUAACCUGCAGGUCAUCCUCGGCACCCCCGUUGCCGCCCGCCUCAUCUCCCACGCCGGCUCGCUCACCAACCUCGCCAAGUACCCCGCCUCUACCCUCCAGAUUCUCGGUGCCGAGAAGGCCCUCUUCCGCGCUCUCAAGACCAAGGGCGCCACCCCCAAGUACGGUCUCCUCUACCAGAGCACCUUCAUCGGCCGUGCCGGUCCCAAGGUCAAGGGCCGCAUCUCCCGCUACCUCGCCAACAAGUGCUCCAUUGCCUCCCGUAUCGACAACUUCUCCGAGAACCCCACCAAGCGCUUUGGUGAGGUUAUGCGCGAGCAGCUUGAGCAGCGUCUGGAGUGGUACGCCAAGGGCAUCAAGCCCAUGAAGAACACCGAGGCCAUGGACAAGGCCAUCAAGCUCGUCAUGGACGACGAGGGUGACAUGGACAUCGACACCGAGAUGGUCGACUCGCACACCGCCGCCCACGCCGCCGACUCCAAGAAGGACAAGAAGGAGAAGAAGGACAAGAAGAAGGACAAGGAGGAGAAGAAGGAGAAGAAGGACAAGAAGGACAAGAAGAGGAAAGCGACCAGCGAAGACGUCGAGAUGGUAGACGCCCCCGACGCUGCGGAACCCGAGAAGAAGAAGAAGAAGAAGAAGUCGAAGUCUGAGUAAAAAGCCGAAAGAAAAAGAAGCAAAGCAGCGUCACCACUUGUGUCUUUUUCCCACGAUUUUUACUUUUUUUCUUCACUCAUCUUGUUUAGAGCUUCUCGUCUCGCGCGUUUUCACGUCGUUCUUGUUUGUUCGCUCUGUUGUCGUUGUUAUCCUCGGGAGUUUCUUAUAAUGUAUGGGUUAUGGGUCAAAUCUGGUACAAAGGAGUUUUACGGGUCUACUUGUUUCUUGCAAGAAUCAUAAAUAGUUCGUCGUUGUCGUCAUUCACAUCUCUUGCCAUCUACGACUGAUCAUAGAGGGUUAGCGCAAAAAGUUUCGAAGGAUGUGCGUGUGUACUAGCAUCAUACCCAUGGAGCAUCAUAUGGCGGCGGCGAUAUGGGUAUAAACAAAGGCUCAUUAAACG
Neurospora tetraspora is the source of this 2456-nucleotide messenger RNA. RefSeq names its product protein SIK1. The record is from RefSeq and is a predicted model, not a curated record. Gene Ontology annotation, molecular function: snoRNA binding. The coding region runs from base 491 to 2056 and encodes 521 amino acids. Gene Ontology annotation, cellular component: box C/D methylation guide snoRNP complex; small-subunit processome. The transcript has 2 exons. NCBI's taxonomy places the organism in Eukaryota, Fungi, Ascomycota, Sordariomycetes, Sordariales, Sordariaceae.